Protopolystoma xenopodis is the source of this 453-nucleotide messenger RNA. NCBI's taxonomy places the organism in Eukaryota, Metazoa, Platyhelminthes, Monogenea, Polystomatidea, Polystomatidae. The record is from the annotation of a GenBank genome assembly.
AUGCCUAUCAAUGCCGUUUAUCGAUCGUCGCGCCGUAAAUCACCAUGCACUCUAUCCAACAUAAAUUCGCGCUCUCGCUCAGUUGAAUCUGGCACUGUAAUUCCAAAUACAACAACUGGCACUAUAACUUUGGCUGCCUUUAGCUCUUCUAAGUCGGGCUCCAUAUCUCCUUCACCAUCACAAACUUCCGAUGACGCCGCUUCUUAUUGCAGUCCAGAAACGACCAUGCCCCCAUAUCCAUCAGACAAGACUCAGAAUUCUCGUAUGAUGCACGCUGGUAAACUUGUUCCAGAACUUACAUCCGAGCCGGAAGCCUUUCAAACGGCGACAGGACCGUCUAGGAAUUUGCGCUAUGGCUCUGAACAAACAAAUACAUUGAUUAGAACUAAGCCUGGAGAGUUAGAAAUGUUGCCUUUAUAUAAGGUAUGCUGCAAGCUUGGCUCAACUUUUUGA